CACGGGUGCGCGGCGCGGCGGCGUGGCUCGCGGGGAGGCGCGGCACUCGGGCGGCCGCCGCCGCGCGCUCCGCCCGCACCAUGUCGGUGCGCGUAGACCAUCGCGACCGAGACAGGUUCUCGAGGCAUUCUUCCCGCGCUUCUGUCGAUCUAGCUUUCCCAAGUAGUUCUACUCGCGACCAUUCUUUCCGCUCGGUGCAUUCGGCCCGCGUGCCGCGAGCAGCUAGCGAUGACUUGAUGGUGCCUGUGCGCACGCUGCGAUCGGCUUCGUGUCGCGUGGCUCCCGGUGCACCUCAUCGCCUUCGUCGCCACCACUCGUCGGCAGCAGAAUGCGAGCGCGCGCGCCGCUCCCGCCGGCACACGCUCGAGCUGCCCAACAGCCGAGGGCCGAGCGUCCGCAGCCGCUCCCCCGAGCCGCCGCCGCCACCGCCCGAGCCAGAGAUCCCACCAGAGGACGCCGGGAAGGAGGCUCGGAGACGGCGCGUCGUGGCGGCCGUCGCGGCCUCGUUCUUCGCGCUGGCGCUGGCGUCAGUCCUGGUGGUGGUGGUGACGCUGACUCACAGCUCUGUGCUCCGCGCACACAACCAAACGGCCAAUUCGCCAGGAGAACGAGCGCAUGAUGCACGACGUCCUCCAGGCGGGAGUCUUAAAUCGCACCCAGUCGUCGGCGUUGCGCUGACGCCGCGCUACUCGCCGCGGCCGCGCCUCGACAACGUGCGGCCCGCCGCCGCGCCGCCCGAGGAGCCCGCCGAGCCGGACCCCGAGCCGUCCAGCACGGCCGAGCCGCCCGAGCCGCCGGCGCCGCUCCGCCUCGCGGUGAGCGCAGCCCCGGCGGGCCCCACGUGAGCCCCUCCGCCACGGCCUGCUGCCGCGUCCGCCGUGACAUACACGUACCCACAGCUGUGACGCCUAGGUAUGUGAACUGAGAGAAUAAUCAUAGACAUAGAUAAGUUACUCGUUCGCGAAUUGAGAAUUUGAGAGUGACGAAAUGGACGUGUAGGUAGCCAAUGUGAAAUUGUGAACAAAUAGUAAAGAAUGAAAAUGUUAUUGUUGAAACGUAUCGGAUAGGAUGUAAAAGACAGCAAGUCAAUAAUCCACGAUAGUUAUUAAAUAUGCAAUUGUCUUAUAUGUUAAGCCUACAUUAUGUGGAACUAAAGGAAGAAAUAUAAUUUGCAAAUUUAACAUCACCUGUAUUUCGCACAGAAAUUAAAUAUGAAUGAUUACAUUAUAAAGCUAAGAUUAACGAUAUGUGUCUGCCAGAGAACUGUGCAAGGGGUUGCGGUUAGAAUGUUGGAUGUUUGUAAGUAUGAUAGCAUAACUGUAAUGCGACACAUAAUAUAAAAGUACCAACUUCAAACGGGAACAAUCACAACUACAAUAAGGACAAGUUAGAUUUCUUUCUUUAUUUUGAUAUAAAGUUAAAAUUAAUGUUAAUAUUUGCUGGUGUGGAAAUAGUGCCAUUAUAAUGCACAAUGAAGUAAUAUAAAGCCCGCAUGUAUAGAUAACUCCUCUAGCUAUCAAACAAGACGAUGAAUUUAAUAGGAAACUUUAAUGACGUAUGUAUAACUAAAAAUUAAAGCCUAUAAUUUUUAAUCAAGGAGCACAAUAUAGUAUUAUUUUCUUAAUCACAGUACAACACACUAAUGUAUCUAAUAUUCUUACUGUAUACCAUACAAGUUUAUAUUUCACUAAGUGAGUCUUAACUGAGCUUGAGCACAAUAAUUUUGAGUUACUACUUACUGUUAAUAUUGAACUCCCAAUUGUUCAACUCUAUCAAGAGCUUUCGAAACUGCGCUUAAAAUAAUGAAAAAAAAAUCUGUUAAAAAUAAGAGCUUUUUGUAUAGUAGUUGUUGUAGUAUUAUUCUUACGACAAGAAAAUUCUUGUAAGUAAAAUAGAGGUGCAAAAAUCAGUGUCGUUCGCUCCGAUGGAUCUGUCGUAUUUAAGUAUUGACUUGAAUGCAGUGACGCGAGCGGUUAGGUAGAAUAUGUAUUAU
Helicoverpa armigera (cotton bollworm) is the source of this 1993-nucleotide messenger RNA. Its product is annotated as protein enabled homolog. The record is from RefSeq and is a predicted model, not a curated record. The transcript has 2 exons. Lineage: Eukaryota; Metazoa; Arthropoda; Insecta; Lepidoptera; Noctuidae. Bases 81 to 845 code for a protein of 254 amino acids.